Aspergillus homomorphus CBS 101889 is the source of this 1716-nucleotide messenger RNA. RefSeq lists its product as uncharacterized. The record is from RefSeq and is a predicted model, not a curated record. The coding region runs from base 1 to 1599 and encodes 532 amino acids. The transcript has 2 exons. Lineage: Eukaryota; Fungi; Ascomycota; Eurotiomycetes; Eurotiales; Aspergillaceae.
AUGGAGGCAGAUAAAGAUUUUAGCAGCAUCGUCCAUUCACCGCCAUUCACCUUCUUGGUCGGUCCCAAUCACACCAAGCUUACCAUCCAGGCUGGUCUUGCCCGUCAUGUCUCCCAACCGCUUGACCAUCUUAUGAAUAGUGGUGAGACCCGGGAGUCCAAGCAUCACAUCGCUGUCCUUGAGGACGAGGACGUCGAGACUUUUGUUGCCUUCUGCGAAUAUGCCUACACUGGGGAUUAUCGGGUACCUCCCCCAGGGUCGCGUGAGGAGGAUCGCGAUAACCAGCGCGUGAGUAAUCCGUUUCGCGGGGUCUUUUCCAAAGACUCUCCGACGAGUCCAGUGAGAACUAUACCACCGCGUGCGCCGACGCCCCCCAGAACAUCUUCGAGGGAGACCCACGACCGGCCCAGCGAGGGCAUGUAUGCUGGUUCUGGUAGGGAUGAUGAUGAUUGGGAAUGCGCAAUCGCGCCAGAUGAGGAGCCUGCAAAUUUCGAACAAGAACUGCGACCAGGGUUAGAGAAGCCCAGUGAGCAGCCUGCGACGACCCUUGCCGUUGAUGAAAAGGGUGACGAAGAUGCCUGGGAUGCGGCGGAUGACGAGGCAAUCAAGGGAAAGCAGGGCAAGAAGAACAAGACGAAUAAAAACAAGAAAAAGGGUGCUUCUGGCCAAGAGCAGCCGUCCUCUAAGUUGACGCCUCCGUCCACCCCACCCCCUGAGAACCCAAAGCCCGAGGAGGACGUCGCCAACGCAACUGCGGAAACCAGGGCAGUGUCGGAACACUGGGGUCAAGAGUCCGCCCCAGUGGAGGCACCAAGUGCUGCGGAGCCAGCUUCGCACACGGAGAGUUGGGAGCAAACGACAGUCGCUCCCCCAGCAGAAGCUGAAACCAACGACGCAGACAGCGGUGGUGCGAAAAGCACAUCGCAAGCACCGAAGGAAGAGAAGCACCUGGAACACGACCGGGGUGGCAGGAGACUGACUGGGCCGAUGAUUGACACCUCCUUCGCCAAGCAGCAGUACUCUCGUCUACAUGAAAAGGGGACCAGCUUAUGGGACGAGUUCGCCGCCAUUGACUACAUUGAUCCGCGCUCCUGUCUCAGCACCAGGCCUCCAAGCGUCAUCUCCUCCCGCUCGCCUUAUGAGCUGCCGUACUUAGUCUUCCAUGCCAAGCUCUAUGUCUUUGCAACUCGGUACCUGAUCCCGGCACUGGCUCAGCUAUGUCUCCGCAAACUGCACCGAGAUUUGCUGUAUCUGGGCUUCCCUGAGACAAUGGACGACGAUGAAGAGCAUCAUGCUCUAACGAGCAUCAAAGCUCUCAAAGUCCUUGACCUGCUGCACUAUACGUACACCAAGACCACCCGUCUGGAGCCGAUUACUCCGACCUCCGCCACCCAAUUGCGGGACAACGAGCUGCGGAAGCUGGUUGUGCACUAUGCGGCGUGCAAAGUGCGGGAUCUGGCCACAUACUGUCCGCCAGUCGAUAGCGAUCUGGGUUCACCGUCAGCCAAAUCCCAUAAGCCUUCAGCUCAGGGUCUGCGGGCACUGCUCGAUACUACGACGGAGCUCGCCUCAGAUCUCGUAUACCGGAUGAUGGUGUGAUUUUGUGUUCAGUACGCUGCGACCAAUCCCAUCCGUAAACGUUUUUGAUGCCUCGUUCCGUGUUUGUCUUCCGAUCUGUUCCUGGCCAUGCAUAUGAACUGUUCAUUUCCUUUUAUU